GAUAAUAAACUAAAAAUUGGUCACAAACUGAAAAAAUUAAGAACACUACUUUUUCAAAAAUGUAGAGGCACUGUACAGCUAGAAUCUAAAUAAUACAUCUAGACACGAAACAUGUUUGGAUUAGUAUAUUUAUGAGAUGAGAUGAAAUUAACGUUGAAAAUACUAUCAAGAAAACAGAUAAUUAUUACCAGGGGCGUAAGCAGGACUUCAUUUCGGGGGAUGUGACACUGAAUAAAUUUAAAAGCUGCAUAUCUCAUAAUGGCAGGCCCAGUCUCUGCCCUUUUUUGAGCUGAAGAAAUCCAGGACCUCCUCUGAAGUCACUUUGUGAUUGUGUGUUUGUCUUUGUGCUUAGAAAGCAGAUUUAGUCCGUUCAAAAAACUUUUAGACACUGUGCGCCAUAUUAAAGGCUUUAAUUCUAAAGUUCUUAAGUCUUGAAAAACUUGUGUCAAUGUGAAUAGCUGAGGUGUUGCCAAGAUACAAAGAAGUCGAAACAUAUUUGGGACGAAAUACUUCUUACUCUUAUCAUCAUUGUCCUUUGUAUUUGUCUUUCACAAGACAUGAUUACAAUUUCAAUUUAGAAUGUCUAACUUAGACAUCUGAUCCUGCCCGGUUUGUCUCUAGUUCACAGCCAGCCUGCUUCCCUGCCAUUGCUCCACACCUCAUUACAAUGCCUCAUCGCAACUGCUCAGUUGAGAUCAACAACAACUCUGGCUGUUACACUCUUGCCAACCCAAGGGUGUUCAUUGAGAGUGGCUGCUGUGAGGUCCCUCUGCCGCCCAUGGUGGGUCCAUGCUCCGCUGCCAGUGCAUUGUUCAACAAGACCACCGGUGCUGCAACUGGCGCAGUCGGCGUCUUCACCUAUGACCUUUUCAAUGCUGACCUGAACGACUACAGCCAUGUCAUGGCUGUUAUGUUCUCUGUGCCCUAUGACCGAAACCUCUACUCCAACUGGUUUGCCGUGGGGAUAUUUGAUAGAGGCAACAAUUGUGACUACAAUCUUUAUGAUAUCAUGUAUAAUGGAAGUGAAAAUAAUUUUGUAAGAGCAAAGGCUGAUGGCUCCUGCAUUUCUUUUCAGGGCGAUUAUGUUAUUGUCAGUGCCUCCAUGUCAGACUCCGGUGAAGCUGUCCUGAGGGUGGACAUCAGUGAUACUGGCAUGUAUUGAGUAAAAAAAAAAAAAAGAUUGUACUCUUGUUAUGUAAGCCAUAUGAAAUGAUCAUAAUAAUUGUGAUAAAAUCUUUUAAAUAUGUGUGAAGCUCAA
This is a messenger RNA of Thunnus maccoyii (southern bluefin tuna), 1258 nucleotides long. RefSeq names its product DELTA-stichotoxin-Hmg2b-like. The transcript is spliced from 2 exons. Lineage: Eukaryota; Metazoa; Chordata; Actinopteri; Scombriformes; Scombridae. Gene Ontology annotation, cellular component: pore complex. Gene Ontology annotation, biological process: pore complex assembly; monoatomic cation transport; cytolysis in another organism. The record is from RefSeq and is a predicted model, not a curated record. The coding region runs from base 668 to 1162 and encodes 164 amino acids. Gene Ontology annotation, molecular function: channel activity.